AUGGAAGACGGCGGCGGCGGUGGAUACGGCGGCGGCUCGAGCCCCUACGCUCAGCGCGCCGAGGGUGGUGGACAGCAGGCCGCUCCCGCCGACACCUACGUCCAGCAGUCCCAGCCUUCGCAAGCUCAACAGCAACAGCAGGCGUACGCAGCGUACGCAGCAGCAACCGCUUCUGGAUCCGGAUCUGGAGGCAACAGCGAGGCCCAGGGCUCCUCCAACACCGGAAACCAGGAAUCGACGACUGGCUUCGUUUUCCCCGUCCACAAGGGCCCGAUCCCCACCGCCGCUCCGAUUCCCCAGACCGCUCCUCCCCCCGCUCGACCUGCGCCCGCGUCUGAGCCCGCAGCUCUCCAGUCCCCCUUCGGCGGCGCCGCCAACGCCCACGUCCACUACCCUCCGCAGAAGAUGAACAUCAACCAGCACAAGGGGUUCCAGAGCGUGCCUCUGAACGACGACCCCGAGCGCGGGUACGCAGAGGAACUUGCCCAGCCGCAGCCUCACACUUACGCUAGGAAAUCCAAGCUCGGAUUCAUCCCUCUCGGCCCCUCUCGUAACAACAGUGUCGGGUCGUUCGGCACCUCGAUCAAUGAGAAGGAGAGCACGGCCGCGAGCCCGCAGCAGAAGCAGAAGCGUCGUCUGUCGUCCGCCGACUGGGAGACUUUCAAUUCGAGCACCUCCAAGCACAAGAACCUUCAGUUCGCCGAUGGAGACUUUGGCAAGGGCGCCUUUGCCAAGUUUUGGCUCUGGGCGCUUAACCGCUCGUUCGUCUUCCGAUGGGCCAUCUUCAUCAUCCCGAUCCUCGCCAUCUUUUGGAUUCCCGGUAUCAUCUGGGCUGCCGGCCGGCGCGACGCCGAGGUAUGGAACGUCAAGCUCCUCUGGUGGUCGAUCUGGCUUACUAUUGCAUGGCUCGGCUUCUGGGCCGCCAAGCUCGUUUGCAUGGCAAUCCCUCACAUCUACAAGCAGACCAUUGUCGUGAUCGCCCCCGCCGCCGGCAAGUACACCGACGUCGUCCGCAACCUCGGCAAGUACUUCAAGUAUGUCCUGUGGUCGCUUGCCAUCUGGAUCGCCUGGAACCCCAUCAUCAUCAACCACUGCCAGCGCUACGUCGACGGCCGCCUCGAGACCUACCAGGACGCUGCCAAGGCGAACGCGUCCCUCGCCAACGCCACCCUCCUCGACAACUGGGGCGACGCUCCCGAGACUUCCGGAUGGAGCAACAUUUCGCUCGCCGGCAAGAUCAUCUUCGGCGUCUGGCUCUGCACGCUGAUCCAGCUCGCGGAGAAGCUGAUAGUGCAGCUUAUCGCGUUCAAGUUCCACGAGGACUCUUAUGCUGAUCGCAUCGACGAGCAGAAGUUCCAGGUCAAGGCCCUGACCCAGCUCUACAUGAACUCGCACGACAUUCCUGGCCGCAGCGACACGCUCAAGGACCACGACACGAUCAAGACGGAGCGCUCGCAGGCGCCGAAGAAGGCUGUCCGCAAGGCUCUCCGCGAGGUCAAGAAGUUUGCCCAGAACACGUCCAACGCUAUCGGCACUGUUGCUUCCGAGAUGACCGGAUCAACGACGCUCCAGACCAACUCGCCCACGAACAAGGUCAAGGCUGCUCUCCAAUCUGCGAACAAGAGCAAGGCGCUCGCCCGCCGUCUCUUCUACUCGUACCGCAAGCCCGGGUCCGACCAUCUCGUUAUCGACGACAUUGCUCGGUUCUUCCCUGACCUCGAGACCGCUGAGCGCGCCUUUGGUAUCUUUGACCGUGACGGAAAUGGCGACGCGACCCGCGACGAGAUCGACGCAUCCCUGUUGGAGAUCCACACCGAGCGCCUCUCCCUCGAGGCCUCGAUGCGUGACCUCGACGGUGCCGUCCGCCGCCUUGACGACAUUCUCAUGUGUAUCGUCACCGUGAUUUGGGUCCUCAUCUUCGCUACUAUGAUCACGCAGAAGAUCUCGUCCCUCGUCAGCUCCGCUUCGGCCGCCCUUCUCUCCCUCUCGUGGGUCCUCGGUCCCACCUUCCAGGAGGUCCUCGGUGCUUGCAUCUUCCUCUUCGUCAAGCACCCGUACGACGUUGGAGACCGUGUCGACAUCGACACGAACCAGUACACCGUCGUCAAGAUGGAGCUCAUGUCGUCGAGCUUCCGCCGCCUUGACGGCAAGUUUGUCUGGAUCGGCCACGACGUUCUUCGUACCAAGGUCAUUGAGAACAUUCGUCGCUCUGGUGCCACGUCCGAGACGUUCACCUUUGACGUCGAUUUCCAGACGCCCUUCGACAAGCUGCAAGAGCUUCGUGCUGUCAUGCUUCGCUUCGUCAAGGACAACCCGCGUGACUACCUGCCCAUCUUUGACGUUAUGGUUGACGACUACAACGGCCAGUCCAAGAUGACGCUCAAGGCGGACAUCCGCUACAAGUCGAACUGGCAGCAGGGUGCGCUCAAGGUCCAGCGCCGCAACAAGUGGGUGUGCGAGCUCAAGCAGGCUCUGCACAACCUCGAGAUCUGGGGUCCCCUCGGCAUGGGUAACCCUGACCGUCUCCUCACCGACCGUGUCACCAUGGUGCCGUACGACGAGUACAAGGAGUCGCUGCUCGAGCAGCAGGCGCCUAGCUCGCCGCCGCCCUCGUUCCGCGCCGCGACCGCCGGCAAGGGUCUCUCGGGCCGCCACAACGAGGACACCAACCUCUGGGGUGAGGUCACGUACGAGGACGAGAGCCGUGGCCCUUCGCGUGCCCCGUCGCCUGGCCCCAACUCGGCGUUCCACAUCGGCACCCCGCCCCGCGUUACCUCCCCCGGUCCCUCGUCGACCUUCCGCAUUGGCACGCCUCCCAUUCGCGGCUCGAGCCACCAGAUGCCCUCGGCCCCGGGACCUGCGCCGUACACUCAGCGCCGUAUCUAA
This is a messenger RNA of Trichosporon asahii var. asahii CBS 2479, 2886 nucleotides long. RefSeq lists its product as uncharacterized. Lineage: Eukaryota; Fungi; Basidiomycota; Tremellomycetes; Trichosporonales; Trichosporonaceae. The record is from RefSeq and is a predicted model, not a curated record. Gene Ontology annotation, molecular function: calcium ion binding; calcium channel activity. Gene Ontology annotation, biological process: intracellular calcium ion homeostasis; calcium ion transmembrane transport. The transcript is spliced from 4 exons. Gene Ontology annotation, cellular component: membrane. Bases 1 to 2886 code for a protein of 961 amino acids.